Pseudomassariella vexata is the source of this 4786-nucleotide messenger RNA. Its product is annotated as hypercellular protein A. The record is from RefSeq and is a predicted model, not a curated record. The coding region runs from base 201 to 4580 and encodes 1459 amino acids. Gene Ontology annotation, cellular component: trans-Golgi network. The transcript has 3 exons. NCBI's taxonomy places the organism in Eukaryota, Fungi, Ascomycota, Sordariomycetes, Amphisphaeriales, Pseudomassariaceae.
AAGGCAAACACUUGCAGGCAGCAUCUGAACAACCUUGUUCUCCGUGCAUGCUGAAAGCUGCUCGAAUUCUCCGUACAACAAUCAUACCUCAAGUUACAUCCGUGACAUUAAAUAGUACUUUAUUUGCACGCGACCGAUGCGUCUGAUGGAAUAAGCUUCCCGUUCCCGCCCACACCGCCGCCGCUCGCCCUUCGUCUGCUAUGUUUCGCGCCAAGAUGAGCCUGGAGUCUGUAUUACCCAUCGCUCCGGCGAGGGUAAGAGCAUUGGUCGUACCCGUCGGCCAUAUCAAGCGAGAGCGAUUCGCGUCAUUUGUCCAGAGGCUCAACCAGGAACAUGUCGUUCAUCUGCGGGACAUCAGCGCCGACGGGCGGCCGCAUCGAAACAUGUUCUCGCCGUUGGCCUUCCCCGAUGGAGCCAUGUUCUACGACCUCAUCACUCAUGUCCCGCCCCCGUCGCACCUUGCGUUGUCCCCCUUCGACCUAUAUCGAGAGCCUCUUGCGGUCAUUGCCAUCGCCGACGGUGGCGAACUCGAGAACGGUACCUUUAGCAAGAGAGAAUCUGCAAAUGGCCAUGCGCCGACUUUGACGGAGAGCAAUAUCCGGACGCUGUAUCAAGAGCUGGAGAACCUACGAGACUCGUACCCGAAAGCGCUAACGCACCACGUCUUGAUAUUCGACUACAAGCCACCGCCAGAAUACGAAGCGCCCAUACCCGAAGGCAUAAAGACGAUACCGCCCGUCGAGGUCUGCAAGCGAACAACGAUGAAGACCAUCAUGUGUGAUAUCUCCUCUUUAUUACUGGCCGAGAUGACCACUCUGGCCAGAUCUAUCGAGGCCAUGACGGCGAUCGAUUCCCCCGGCCACACUACUCGUCCACAGUCGAACGGUGCAUCCUGGACGGUCGACGAGCCAACCACGACCUCUAGGCGCAAUUCGCAGUUUUCACUACCAUCCGUGACAAGGUCUGCAUCAGCGGGCGGGGCUGUUGAUAAAAACCACGCCCGCAUGUCGAUGCCAGUUCCGUUCAAAGGUCUUCCUUUUGGAUCAAGCAGCUCCACCCCUACUGGCCGCCCUUCUACUCCCGUGCGAAGCGGAUUGUCGAAUCCUCCCACUUCAUUUGAAGAUAUGGCCAAUGGAGGUGGCUCGGGACCGACAAGUCCGGAACAGAAGGAACAGAGGCCAUUAUCUACACGCCCGGGAACAGCUGAGGGUGCAAAGUCGCCAGGGCAGGACAAAGUCUCGGUGCAGGGCUUUGGUCCAGGUGGACUUAAUGAACGGUGGCGCAACAAGGGCAGAGGCCGAGCCACCAUUGUCAUCGGAUCCUUACAUCUUCAGGCUGGCCGUUGGAGUGAUGCCUUGAGGGAGUUGGCCGACGGCGCAACUGUCGCAAAGUCUCUCAAUGACCAUUUAUGGCACGGCAAAGCGCUCGAGUUGAUCACAUUGUGCCUCAUCCUCCUAGGCUGGGCUAAACUCGAGUUCCAAAUUCCCAUGAUAUGCCAACCCGAGAAGUCUUCGAGCAGCUCCAUAAAGGCAUUAAAUGAUGAGGAAGCCGACAUAACUCAGCCAAAAUGCUUGCGACACUUGCAGUACAUUCUGCCGGAACUUUUAGAGCGGAUCAUCGGAUUAUAUUCCCGGAUAUCUGGCGAACAGCUUCCCCCGUUGCCUUUAUCGGAAACCGUCAUUAGGUUCUGUAACUUGUUGACAGCUCUUCACAUCUGCGAAGGGAAGCUGGACAAGAAGGCUCUAGAUAUAUUGGUUAGUGGCAAACUACCCGGCAAACCGUUGACUACAUCACCUCGACUCAGGAUAACGCCAACGCGGACGCAAAUUACAACUUUGUUGUUCAAAGCGUUUCCUUCCUCUGCGCCCGAGUUGCUCACCACGGUAGAUCGCGCUAUUAUUUUUAGUGGCAUCGCAUCAGUCCUGGGAACUCUGGGGUACCACAGGAAAAAAGCAAUGGUAACCAGAGAGCUGGUGUCGGUUCUGAUUGGAGGUCUCGUUGAGGCUCGCACUAGAGGUGCGGCUGAAGUUGGCAUCCACCCAGCAGCAGGCUUAGUAGGUUUGAAUGCGGUCAACGGUCAUGGUAAUGGCGCAGGUGCUCUUGAACUCGGUGAGGGAGACAUAGAGCAUGGCGUCGACGCAUUCUUGGGACUGUUAUGCAAGACGUACGGGGUGGUUGGCUUGGAUGGCGUUUCAAAAGCAGGGCCACGCGAGGGAAAUCGCGAUGACGAUAGUGACAGCAAAGUCAUUGAGAGGAUCCAGAAUCAGGCCGCCGCUAGGCAUUUUGGGAUCCAAAAUGUCAAGCUCAACAUCCUGAGAGCUUGUAUCAACUUCUCCGAGGCACUUCCCGACUUUGAUGGCGUCCUGAAAUUCUCGAGCGACUUGCUACGUACAGCAGGAAGCGGUGUUGCACCAGGGCCGCGUCGGGAGGAUGCAGCUCCCAUAAUCACACGAGAUGAACAGGUACGACUCGCCACUAAUAUCUCCAAGACUGCGAAUCUGUCCAAACGGUUGGGCUUGGAAAAUCUGGCUGCUGAGUACUGGGACGAGUUCUUAAUACGUGGAAUAUUGAUGGAUCCGCUGGCGCCGACAAGGACACCGGUACCACACGCUAAAAGCGUCCUACCAGGAGCAAACACGGCGCGCACCUCGCAAGAUGUCAACCCAUUUAUUUACAACCCCUUCUUGAGAGCGCCUGACAACGUAGCGAUUGCAAAAACCCUUGUAACAGGCGAACCCGCCAACUUCAGAAUUACCCUCCAAAAUCCUUACGAAAUCGACGUGGACAUAGAAAGCAUUAAGUUGGAUACUGAAGGGGCGGAAUUUGAAUCAUCUGCAGAGAGCACGGUUAUUGGGCCUUAUCGAACACAAAUCCUCAAGAUAUCUGGUACGCCGAGAGCAGCCGGAGACCUCAAAAUCACAGGAGCCCUUGUGCGGGUGACAGGAUGUCGGGAAAGGAGGUUUCCGAUCUUCCCUCAACCAUGGGCGGCAGACACCGAGAUCAAGGUCAAGGGCAUCGGACUUUCUUCGAUUGAAAACAACAAGGCAUUGCCAGCCCCGGGACCGGCCUUGAAGACAUACAGUAUUGGGUUGGGGGUAAUCCCUGCGCAGCCUGUUUUGGUUGUGAAGUCGACAACUCUCGCCCAAGCUGCGGUUAUGAUCCUAGAAGGAGAGCGACAGGUGUUUUCAGUGACUUUACAAAACCUCUCGACGGCAGUCCCUGCAGACCUACUACUCUUCUCCUUUCAAGACUCGACUCAAGGGCCUCUGCAGAGUGCGCUGACAAAUAGAGAUGCCACGCCCGCCGAGCUCUAUGAGUACGAACUCGUUCUGGCAAAGAAACAGGCAUUGCGUUUGAGAAAAAUCAACGACUCCAAAAGAUACAUCGCUCCUGGUGGCACGGGCACCUUCGAAUUCGAGGUUCUAGGGAAGCCAGGUUUGACGAAUGGAACGAUCCAAGUCGACUAUGCCCACCUCGGCGUGCCCCAGGACCAAAUCGCCGAUCAGUUCCAUACACGCCAGGUCUGUGUGGACUUGACGGUAACUGUCAACGCCAGCGUUGAGCUAGCCAGGAUGGACAUACUGCCCAUCCAAGGCGAUGUCCCUGAACCGCUCUGGAAACAGCUAGGGUCUGUGGGGACGGAGCACGACAUAUCCGAAUCGGAGAAAUAUUGUCUUCUAAUGAUGGACCUCCGGAAUGCCUGGCCGAGCAACAUGCAAAUACACCUCGAAACCGACAAGGGACUAACCAUCGAGGAGCAAAUACUGCCCGGCAACACGAACAGAGUUAUGUUCCCGGUGCCGAGGGUGUACCUUGAAGACCCCCACGCAUCUAUCCCUGCUCUCAACCCGUCUAGGCAGCGGCAAUUCGUCGUCAGCAGCAGCAAAAUCACGCCCGACAUAGAACGAGCCAACCGAGAGGGUUUCUGGUUCCGCGAGAAGAUCCUCGACUCCCUGAAAGGCUCCUGGAAGACCCUUUCGGGGCCCUCACGGGAAGGCAGCAUCGAGCUCCGCGGCCUCCGACUCACUCCCCGUAUGAUCGAAGCCGUCAAGAUUGACGAAGUCGACAUUGCCAUCUCGGUAGAAAGCUCUGACAGCGGCAACCAAAGCACCAUCUUCGUAGACGAUUUUGCGACCAUCAAAGUGGUCAUCACCAACUGCACCGCCCAGCCCAUCUACCCCACCGUUCGGCUCAUGCCCGCGCUCUGCCAUCGGCCCCUUAACGUGGCGCUCGACUUCACGCGCAAGUUCGCCUGGAACGGCACCCUGCAGCAGUCCCUGCCCCUGCUUGACGCGCACGCGAGUACGGAGGUCAGCAUUGGUGCUACGGCGCUAUGUAGGGGUGAGUUUGAGAUUACGGCUAGUGUGGAGGAGACGCAGUUGUGGACGCUGCCGCUGCCGCCUGGGACAGAAAUGGGAACGGGCACGGAUGGUGCUGGGGCUGGAGCGGAGGCUGUCGUGGGAAGGCAGAGGUCGGACACGCAGGCUAUGUUGGAUGCGGUGCUGGGGGCGAAAGAGAGGCGGAUUUGGCAUGUGAGGCAUCCGUGUUUAGUCAGGGUUGUGGAUCGGGAUGAUGAUUAGAGGUUAGAGGUAUGAGAUAAGUAGAAUAUUUGUGUGAAUGUUAUGGAAGAAUACCCUGCCUGUCUCUAUUGAAAGGCAUGGUCUGAGCGAGACGUUCAGCUGCGCUUACGCACAAGUCCUGGGCGAAUGAUCUUGCAGCAUAUCGACGCAGUCACUUGGCGUGUUCACUGUAGCUGGCAGGACUACCUGGACUCGUAGUAUCGACG